Molecule: messenger RNA, 1152 nt
Organism: Mytilus trossulus (common blue mussel)
Lineage: Eukaryota; Metazoa; Mollusca; Bivalvia; Mytilida; Mytilidae
Exons: 1
Coding region: 1-1026 (341 amino acids)
Biological process (GO): interstrand cross-link repair
Cellular component (GO): Fanconi anaemia nuclear complex
Source: RefSeq, a predicted model, not a curated record
AUGUCAGUGGAGACAGUCCUGAAACAGAUAUUCACCUAUGUUACAACUUUAAACAAAGCCAAUUCUGAACAAGUCAAGAAAUGGGAUGCAAAAAGUUUACAGAAUGCGUUUAACUGGGCUAGAUAUGCUGAAGAAGUUCAUUUAAAGUUAAAAGACAGAUCAUUUGUUGAGGACUUAGAUAGGCAGAUAAAAGUCAUGACAGUACAUCUAUCACCAGCAUCAUGUUGUCAAAUGAGUUUUGAUGAACUUGGAAAAGCAUCGCAGAUAAUGUUUUUGACUCUUAUUCAGAAUCCAUUCUUUCCAGAGGGCCUUACAGAGAAUCUCUUUUUAUCAUAUAAUAGGAAGUUAGACAGUUUCAGUUUCAAAAUUGAUGCUGAAUGUUCCAUUUUAUCAUCAAACUUAACCACUUUGACAAUUGGACAGGAUAUGAUGAAGUCCAGUACUAUUGGUAUUGAACCUGACGAGCAGAAUGACCUGCAUAAUGUGAAUUCUCAAGCGAAAUUGUUAUUGGAUGGAUUAUUGAGCAUAGUGCCAAGAAUUGACGAGACAAAAGCAGAUUCAUAUGUUAAAAUAUUACUUCAAAGAAUGACUGAAUUAAGAAAUGGAAUAUCUGUCAUUGUUUCGAUGUAUUUGCAAUCGGGUCUAACUGAAGAUGAUGUUAGCCAAAUGAUAUGCACUUUUAUAAUUCAGUAUUUGCAACAUAAUACAAAUAUCACAUUUGAAAAUGUUCCUGUCGAUUUGCUAGUGCAGACAUCUUCUCUUGACUUUAGAUUUUUAGACAUUUUUAUAAAUUGGCUUAUUAAUAUUGCACAAAACUUUUCAGUGAAUUAUCCUGAAGGGGAGAUGUAUGAAUGGAAAUGUCACAAUGCUGAAUCUUCCAUGGACUUUGGAACUAUUUGUAAUUAUUUCAAGCAAUUAAGCAAAGCAAAUAAGGAUGUAAAGAAGAAACUACAUAGAAAACUUAACGAAUAUAGUAUGGAAUCCUUUGCAAAUAUUUUUAGAGAUAUUUUAAAGAAUUUGCAAUAGCUAUAAUAUGUACAUGUAGACGUGAUACAUGUUAUUGUAUACAUGUAUAUCUGCUUUUUGAUAGAAUCAUGCAUUUGCUUGUUUCUGAACAAUUAUCAUCAAUCUGCUGUUGGAUUGACUUGUUAA